Messenger RNA from Peniophora sp. CBMAI 1063, 522 nucleotides. The record is from the annotation of a GenBank genome assembly. NCBI's taxonomy places the organism in Eukaryota, Fungi, Basidiomycota, Agaricomycetes, Russulales, Peniophoraceae.
AUGGCUCUUAUCGGACGAGCGCAUGGAUUCGAUAUUCCAAGUGUACUAUUCUACACCCGCAAGUGGGGGCCUUCGCCCCGGACGGUUCUCAGCAUCAUGUACGCUCUACGCCACCGCGGGAUAACGGAGAAAGAAAACGUCGAACACACGCUUGAGCGGGACGCUGAAAUGGCGGCUGAACGGAUCCACUCCACGGAUUUCUCAGCCUUCCGUUUGUUCAACCUCGGCUUCCUCUCCGCCGAGGAUCGUGACUCGCAAGACUUGAAAGUCCACUUCACGCUCUUCUUCGUCCGCCCGCCUCAUAUUUCGCAAGAUCGCGAGUUCCAUCUGGUGCCACCACUGCACGCGCCGGAUAUCCCGACUAGAUAUCUGCGCGAUAUCUUCGAUGCGGUGCGGGAGAGAAUGCGUGUACGUGCGCGUGGCGAUUUUAAUAGCGAGGAGAGUUUCAGGCGCAGGGAGAAGAAAUUGGAUUGCGCGCUGAGGUCGGGGAAGCAGAGGAAGCGGAGAAGAUUGUGGCUCUGA